UGAUCUUUCAACCUUUGUUUACUUUUGCGGUUCUGUCAUUUUGCAGCCUCACCGAAUCGAGUCGAGGAGCUGGGCUGAACACAACCAUGGACACAUAUAUUGACGGCCGGUUUGAGCGCCUGGAAAAAGCUCUUGCGACUCUGAUUGACUCGGUCACGAAAUACCAUCCUUCGGCUAUUCAGGCAGAGGAGCUCAAGGCUGCAGACAAUGAGCUCUGCAAGGGGCUCGAGCAAGUUGAAAUACAUCAGAACAACCACCUCAAGAUUCUGCAGCUUCGCCAGCUCUCCGCGUCUCUCGACGCCCAGAUCCGCGAGACCCUCACCUGCCUCGCAACGACGCGCAAAGACAUCGUCAACACCCAAGUCACAAUCUACCCCACCGAACCAAACUUUCCGAUCGUCUACGAAGAGCUUCUCGGCCAUGCCCGUCGCAUCAGCAAGACGUCUAUGCCGCCCGCCGCUAUUCUGAAUGCCAUGGCCGCCACUCAAGAGAGCCAAACUCCGCUUCCCGACUCUCAGGCUCAAUCUGCCAUGACGCCUUCUGCACAGACUCCGAAUCCUAUGCAAAGUCCUGCUCCUACAAAUGGCACUAUCGAGCAAUCCGCCCAGCAAGCACAGGCUGCAUUGCACACCACUCUCCCCGACCAGAUGACGCAGUUCCUCAACCCUCUAUCGGGACAACUCUUCUUUCCCUGGCCGUUGGAAGACAAGAUUCGCUCUGGUGCGCUCGCAUCGAACCAGAUUCUCCUGGAGCAAGGCAUCGACCCCAGAGGCUACGACCCUGUCGCAGAGGAAGAUCGGAAACGCAAGGAAGAGGAGGAGCGCAAAGAGAAGGAAGAAAAGGAGAAACAAGAGCGUGUGGAGCGCGAGAAGGAGGCGGAGCGUCAACGCCAAGAGAGGCAGCGACAGAUCGAAAAGCAGCAGGCCGAAUGGCGAAGAGCAAGCAUGGCUGUCGGCGCCUCUGGGGAGGCAGCUGUUGCCGCUCCUCCGAGUGCAAAGGCGGAGAAGAAGCAGUUCCAGUUUACUAACCUGGAUGAUUUGGAUAAUGACGACGAUGAGGACUAGUUGUCUCGUGCAGCUGAAUGAGCAUUUGAUAAUAGCAAUAGCGAGUUAUUUGGAACAUUGGGCUCAAUACAGAGAAGCAUUUAACAAGACCUUUAAUAGACACAUUUUGUUCAUAACAUUACACAAGGUCAAUCCUAGUCGUACCAGCUGAUUCAGUAAUAGCCCCUAGGGAGAAAAAAAAAAGAAUGAUUCUAUCCAGGUAGUCAAAUUGAUCU
Molecule: messenger RNA, 1279 nt
Organism: Trichoderma harzianum CBS 226.95
Lineage: Eukaryota; Fungi; Ascomycota; Sordariomycetes; Hypocreales; Hypocreaceae
Exons: 2
Coding region: 87-1064 (325 amino acids)
Biological process (GO): regulation of transcription by RNA polymerase II
Cellular component (GO): mediator complex
Molecular function (GO): transcription coregulator activity
Source: RefSeq, a predicted model, not a curated record